Messenger RNA from Entelurus aequoreus (snake pipefish), 6737 nucleotides. RefSeq names its product mitogen-activated protein kinase kinase 7 (gene map2k7). Lineage: Eukaryota; Metazoa; Chordata; Actinopteri; Syngnathiformes; Syngnathidae. The record is from RefSeq and is a predicted model, not a curated record. The transcript has 12 exons. Gene Ontology annotation, molecular function: ATP binding; protein kinase activity. Gene Ontology annotation, biological process: protein phosphorylation. Bases 132 to 1445 code for a protein of 437 amino acids.
UAUAAAAAUAAAAACAACCAACCAAACGCACUUUGGACACCCUGCUGAAAGUGCACGUCUUGCUGCACUUCCGCCAGGCUGCCACACGGGGGUGGUAGCAAGCGCUGCUACAUGGAGCUCAAUUUUCCAAGAUGUCGUCGCUGGAGCAGAGGCUGUCGCGAAUCGAGGAGAAACUAAAGCAGGAAAACGAAGAGGCUCGGCGGAAAAUCGACCUCAACAUCGACAUGAGUCCACGUCGAUCGAACCCGAGACCAAUCAUCGUGAUCCAGCUCAGUCCUGCUCCAGCUCCUUCCCAGCGUGCAGCCCUUCAGCUGCCCCUGGCCAAUGAUGCAGGAAGCAGGUCAUCAUCUUCAGAGAGCUCGCCUCAGCACCACCCCUUUCGUCGCAGACAAAUGCUCACCCUCCCCACACCGCAGUACGGCCAACAGAAGAGUCUAGAGAAUGCAGAGAUUGAUCAGAAAUUGCAGGAGAUCAUGAAACAGACAGGUUAUCUUAAAAUCGACGGACAGAGGUAUCCAGCAGAGGUGGCUGAUCUGAUCAGUGAAGGGGAGAUUGGCAGCGGCACCUGUGGGCAAGUCUUCAAAGUGCGAUUCAAGAAGACUGGACAUGUCAUCGCUGUUAAACAAAUGCGCAGAACAGGAAACAAGGAUGAAAACAAGAGGAUUUUGAUGGACUUGGAUGUGGUGCUGAAGAGUCAUGACUGUCCUUAUAUCAUCCAGUGCUACGGUGCCAUAGUUACCAAUACAGACGUAUUUAUUGCCAUGGAGCUGAUGGGAACGUGUGCUGAGAAGCUGAAGAAGAGAAUUCAGGGCCCCAUUCCUGAGCAGAUUUUAGGAAAGAUGACUGUUGCGAUAGUGAAAGCCUUGUUGUAUCUUAAAGAGAAACACGGUGUCAUCCAUCGUGAUGUGAAACCCUCCAAUAUUCUCCUGGACGCGAAAGGUCAGAUCAAACUGUGCGACUUUGGCAUUAGCGGACGCCUCGUCGACUCCAAGGCAAAAACACGCAGCGCUGGCUGUGCUGCGUAUAUGGCGCCAGAGAGAAUAGACCCUCCAGAUCCCACCAAACCUGACUAUGACAUCCGAGCAGACGUGUGGAGCCUUGGCAUCUCUCUGGUGGAGCUGGCUACAGGCCAGUUUCCCUACAAGAAUUGCAAGACAGACUUUGAGGUUCUGACCAAAGUGCUGCAGGAAGACCCUCCUCUGCUGCCUCACAGCAUGGGCUUUUCCCUCGACUUUCAGUCUUUCGUCAAAGAUUGCCUCACUAAGGAUCACAGAAAAAGGCCAAAAUACCAUCAGCUUCUGGAGCACAGCUUCAUCCGGCGUUACGAGGUGCUGGAGGUGGAUGUUGCCGGUUGGUUUCAGGCGGUAAUGGAUCGCACCGAGUCGCCUCGCAGCAGCCAGUGUUACAGCCAUCAGCACCAGCUCCACUCACUCUUCAGCAGGUAGCCCAGAGAGCCUCCUCCUGUAUUAGCUUAGCUGUCCUCUUAAUUUAGUCUAGCCUUGGCCUAAGCAAGCGAAGCCUAGCCUUAGACUCGGCCCCGGCUGUCCACCGGAAAAGCCCUCAACCAGCGAGACGAAGACUCGAUGGAUUAUCGGAUGCAGUGAUUGACACCGGGAGGAACUGAUGGAUUGACGGCUGAUAGCAGUCAUUUAUCGGUCUGUUGAAUCUGGACAGGCAGACAUGGGAGUUAGUUUUAAGAUGUCAUUUGUAAACAUACACCUUUAUGUCACAUCACACUUGUAUAGACACUGAAUGUCUCAUUAUUCCAACAUUGUCACAUGUAUGUACAGACAGUCCCACGGUCAGUAGUAAUAUACUCACUAUGUACUGUAUAUCCACAUGGAUGAUCAAUGUUUGAAUAAGCAAUUUUAUAACAUCCACCAUUUCAUUUAUCAGCUGCAUAAUUGGGAGGAAAAACUGAAAAAAAUUAGUGUUGCACUCUAACUUUGUAGAACGUGACAUUUUUUUGUGUGCUUAAGAGACGGGAGAGGAGAGGGACGCUCAGAAGAGCAACAUCUACAUUUAGGAGGUGAGGUGGAUUGUCAGGAGUUUUCUGGAAAUGUGAGACGGAAAAGAAAAGGAGUGGUGUUGUAUUAACAGGAGAUUGUGUUACAUGUGCGGGGAAAGCGAGCUGUGUGCUUUUGAGAAGAAGGGACGCAGAACAGAAGACGUACAAAGAAUAGAAAAUAAGGUUGAUUUUAUCAGCAGUGGAGCAUGUCUUUGACUUCACUUGGUUUUUCUACCUCGUCUGUCGCCACUGUUUAGUGCUCAACAGUGUUUCUAGACCAAAGGUGGCGGUUGUUUGUGGAGGCCAAGAGACUCGAGGCAGUAAAAGGUCUCUUGCCUGCUUCAUGAAUAACUCACACUCAAACUGGUAUUCUCAAAAAGUGUCCAAAUAACUAGUCAAGCAAUGAAAUUACAAAGGCAAAAUACAACACAUAUUUCUAAAACACUGCACUCCUGUUCUCUUAUUUUACAUUUAGAUGUUAUUUUAGAAAAUCAGACAGCAUUCCACAAACAUAGUCACAUAUGAUGCAGAGAUCAGUAUCUUUCAUGAUGGUUAUCAAUAUUGUAUCCAUUCCAAAUAUUUUCCCAAAAAUCGGUCAAUGUACACGUCACAUAAACCCAAAUGCUGUCUGUAAAAUGGCUGAUCAAACAGAAUUCAUCGUCAUGGACCCACAAGCUGCAGAAGCUUGCUCUAAAUCAGCUAAACAGACUCAACAAGUCCACGUGACGUUUUUGGUAAAUUUAGAAAGCUGAAACAUUACAAAAAGAUGGCCAUUGUAAGUUAAAGACUAACAAAGACAUUCGUAAACGUGUUAGCUUAUUAGCUAAUGCUAACGACGCUUGCUUCAUUACAUUACAAUAGAACAUUCAAAAAUGCAUGAAAUCACUACUACAGACAUCGCACAUGGGACGGCUUAGUAAGUAAGAAAGAGAGAGUAGAAACACUAUGGAUGACUAGAAGACGGAACGGCACUUCUGCUUCUGGUUGAAAUCCGUCUAAACAGAAGGGCAAUGCAGCACUAAAACACUGCUCUCCUGUUCUCAGAAUUUGUUCAAAAAAGUUAUUUUAUAUUUAGAUGUUCUUUUAAAAAAUCAGACCGCAUUCCAUAAACAUGGUACAUAUGAUGCACUGAAAAGUAUCUUUAAUGAAGAUUAUCAAUAUUGUAUCCAUUCCAAAUAAUUUCCCAACAAUCAGACAAUGUACACGUCACAUAAACCCAUGCACAAAUCUCAGCCACUUGGGGUCGUAACAUUUUUGGUCGAUUAUAUACUUUUUUUAAAAUGUCUUUAAAUACACUAACAUUGACUUGACACACUAUAAUGUAGUUUCGAAAUGACAAUGGCCACCCUGUUCACUGUACCUUGCGAGUUUAAAACAAAAACAUGAAUAAAGUAUUUUAUUAUUAUAUUAUUGUUGGCAUUUAAGAUAGCUAGCGAUUAGCGCUCUAGUUGUCAGCUAGCGAUUAGAGGCUCAAGCUGGCAACUCACAAUUAGUGUGCCAGCAAUUAACGUGCUGUUGGCCAGCUACCUAUUAGUGGGACUAUACUGUUAUUUAAAUCCCAUAGUAUUGCACAAUAACAAGGUACCUUAAGGACCAGUUUAAGUCAAAACUUUUUUACAGGCUAUAUAAGUAGGGGGGUCCCUGCUCCUUGAGGAGUCCUUGGCCUGGACAACGUUGAAGACCCCUGCCUUUAAAUAUAAAUACGAAGGAACUGCACAUAAAACAGCCAUGUAUAUUGACAAAACCAAUAUUCUGUGACACUCCUAAUAUUGCCUAAUCAUUUAAAAAUAAUGUGAUUAAGGGGUCAGAGCGUGUUAUUUUCAGAAAUUGUCAUUAAACAAGUUUUUAAGUAACCUCCUACUGACUUUUAUGUAAUAUCCUACUAAAUUCUAUUGAGAACAGGCUGCAUCCACUCGCUAAUUAACAUCAACACUUAUAUUUGAAUGUUGUCUUUUUCUCCAGUUUGCUUUCUGUAUAGUAUAGCUCUUUUUUUAACUAACGUGUUUGCUGCCAUGUUUAAUGGCGACUGACUUUACACCAAACCAAAUCACUGAGAGACAGUAAGGAGUGGAUCUGAAAGAGGAAACUGUUAUGUGACAGAAGGGGAUGGAUGAUGGGAGUGUUGAGGAGAUGAGUGGAAAUAGAGAGGUGAGGGUGUUGAGAAAGUUGAAGCCUGAGAGAAACCUUAGUCGGAUGUCGGUAUGUGAUUAAACGAGAGGAAAAGACUAGUAGUUGUACAAAGCUUUCAUGGUGUUACACCAACCUGCCAAUUGUCAAUGAUAGCUUUUAGUAGAGCUAGUUAGCAUGAAAAAUGUCCGUUCCAACUACAUUAUUUAUUUACUGCUGCUACUAUUCUUUUUUUUAUUUUUUAUUUUUUUGCUUUAGAUGCUGCUGUCACUUAUUAUCCCCAAAGGACAAAUAUUUUGUAUUCUUUUGCCAAAUAAGUGAACUCUUAAUACAAAGUCUACAUGUUUUUUACCAAAUACAGAGGAGUACGUUUGAUGAAAGCUAACAGAAAGUGAGAGAUGGACACGCGCGGGACUGCGAGAUUGUUUUUUUCACUGAAAGUACUAACUCACAUCACCUCACAUCAUGUUAUGUCCAUUGUGGGGGUUAGAGUUCAUGUCUGUCUGUCCAGAUGCUUAAGUUUACGUCCAUCCGUGUCACCUGCAAGCUUGACAACUGCACACCAAAGGUGUCCACAACCCAAGGAAUAUGUUAUGACUCUUGUUAUUGAUAUUAUCGUUGAUUGCUCUCAGCUAUGAUAUACAUAUAUGAACUCUCUCUAUAGCUAAUAUGUCUAAGGAGCUAUAGGGGGCGCUGCGGUGUAGCAGUGCUCCCCCCCAUGUGUGUGUUUUAUACUGGACAGAGGGAGACUGGUGCACUGUAACAAAACAGGGACAAGCAAUCAAAAGUGCCAACUUACUGAAGGUUCGUAUCAGGAAGUCGAUUACUGUCUGGCAGAUUAAAUGCUUUGUCACUGCAGACAUCCUGGUACCAAACUGAAACCCGGCCCCACUAAUCCAAACUAGUGUGGUGCACAUUGAAAUUGUCAGUAAAAGCAAAACUAGAGCGCAGAGUUCCACCAAUGCCGAGGAAUUCCAGUCACACCACCAAAUUAUACACCCUAGAGUUCAUCUCAAAACUUGGGAGACAAACAUUUUUGCUGCAAAUUCCUAAAACGCUCCUGUUGUAUAGAGGAACUUAGACCACUCUUAACACUUUGGCAGAUCUUUGCGUUGACAUUUUAACCUUGCUAGCAAACAUACAACACUGGGGUCCAAACCGUGUUCAUUUUGUUGACUAAAAAUGUUCGUCUAUUUUCCCCUGACUAAAAUAGGACGAUAACAAAUCAAAACAAAUGCACGUUGACUAAAACGAUGACAAAAGUAAUUGACAAUUAAGUCAACGAAUAAAAACGAGACAAAAAUGUUGACAGAGACGAAAUCCAAUCAUAUUUAAUUUUGUCUUUAGACGGGGGAGACAAGUUAUCCAAUCACAGUUACAUGUGUGAAAGGGGGGAGAUAAAUCAGGACCACUGUCUUUCUAAGGCACAAUGUUUAGAUUUUUUCCCUGAGUAAACAAGACUGUACACUUAAAUAAAAUGUUUUCUACGCCUGACUGAAAGAGAAGCCGUGUAAACGUACAUCACCUCGUUGUAGACACGUUGUAAACCCUGUGGCUCGAUUUUCUCCGGUAAAAAUACAACCAUCUUGACACGCCGUCUGCAGGCUUAUCAUCUAGAUAUCUACACAACAGUAUUUAGGCUGAAGCUAAUAUUUAAAAAUUGCUCAUACUGUUCUGAAUUACUGUUACUAAUAAAGACUGUAUGACAGGAGCAAGACAGCUUACUUUACCACUUCUUUUGUAGUAGACCAUAGCCCGCCAAUUUAAUAAGCAAUUUUAUUUUUAAAAGGUAACACAAAGAAACAUGGGAAUGUGAGAUAUAAGCACAUUCUAGAUUAAUAACACUGGUUGCUGCAUUUAAACAGGACAGUGGCUAAGAUGCCAAUUGGGCACUCAGUGUAGUUAUACACAAUAUAAAAUAAAACUACUUUGUUUCUUCAUAUGACCAUAACACACCCAAAAAUAUUUUCACGCACUGAACACUGGCGUUGAGUGUGUUCUUUUUUUCUUUUUUUUUUUUACAAACUCGUAUAGAUCAGUAAUAUUUGUAUUUGGUCAUAAUUGGCUAAAUAAGUGGUAGACCUACAGUACAUGGUCAAAUGUACACAUUACAUUUUAAUGAUGGAACAGAAAAUAGUUACACAGUUAUUAAACGUCAUAGUUUAAAUAUGAAUCUUCUAAGUUUAUGCACUUCAAAUUGCCAACAGUGUAUGUAUACAACUUUGUGUAUGUAAAUAAUGUAACACUUUAUAUUUUGGUCGAUUAGAUUUACUGUAACUUUAGUCGACUAAAAUAAAUUAAUUUAGAUGACUAAAAUAUGACUAAGACUAAAAAGGCUUUUGGUCAAAAGACUGAGUAAAAAUUAAAAACUGUUGUUAAAAUUACCACUUGGUGCAAACUUGGGAUUUACAUAACUUAGGCUUUCCGCAAGGCACACUUUUAAGUCCUCUUUUUCUGGGGGCAGUUAUGAAUUUUUUCGAAAGUGAUUUAUGUAACUAUGGUUUUGCUGUAGCUUGUUUACUUCAGCGAAGUGAAGUAAAUUCAUGUCGGGCUUUUUCUGUAAUGACUUAAGCGUGUUACGUUGAAAAACAAAUUAUCUACA